AUGACAGAAUUGAAGUUGACACACGUCUCACGUCGGAAUCCCCAAGAUCCACCUCGCUCCAAGCAGUGCAUUCCCGAAGACCCCGAGACGCUGACGAUGCUACCGACUGCCAUGAAGUCUGCGCUGCUGCGUACGUCGCGUCUAGGCGCACUAGCGACGCGCGCCUUCUCGUCGUCGAGCGAGCCGUUGGUGCUGGUGGAGAAGAAAGACAAGUACGCGGUCGUGCGCAUGAACCGGCCUCCCGUCAACUCGCUCAACACGGCGUUAAUCAAAGAGCUGGAUGCGACCAUCAAGAAGCUCGAAGACGACAAGAGCGUGCGCGGCUUCAUCCUGGCGUCUUCUAACCAGAAGGUCUUCUCCGCCGGCUUGGACAUCAUGGAGAUGUAUCAGCCACAGCCAGCGAAGAUCACUAAAUUCUGGACGUCGCUUCAGGAUUUGUACUUGCGUUUAUACACGACGCGUCUUGCUGCAGUCGCUGCCAUUGAGGGCCAUAGUCCCGCGGGAGGUUGCCUGCUGGCCAUGUGCUGCGACUAUCGCAUCAUGACUAGCGGCAAGCCCAUGAUCGGUCUCAACGAAACGCAGUUGGGUAUUGUGGCCCCCACGUGGUUCCGUGACACGUUUGUCAAUACUAUUGGCCACCGUGAGGCCGAGAAGAUGCUGGGACUCGGACUGCAGGUGGAUGCAACCAAGGCGAAGUCAAUCGGCUUGGUGGACGAGGCUGUGGCGCUGGAGGAGGUUUUCCCGCGUGCUGAGACUGCGAUGGGCAAGUGGCUCGCCAUUCCGGAUAUGGCGCGCGUGAAGACCAAGCAACUGAUGCGUCAGGAGACUGCGGACCGACUGAUUGCCAUCCGUGAGAAGGAUCUGGAAGCUUUUACUGACUUUGCACAGACCGACAAGGUGCAGAAGUCAUUGGGAAUGUAUCUCGCUUCUCUUAAGAAGAAGUAG
This is a messenger RNA of Phytophthora nicotianae INRA-310, 945 nucleotides long. RefSeq lists its product as hypothetical. Gene Ontology annotation, biological process: fatty acid beta-oxidation. Bases 1 to 945 code for a protein of 314 amino acids. NCBI's taxonomy places the organism in Eukaryota, Oomycota, Peronosporomycetes, Peronosporales, Peronosporaceae. Gene Ontology annotation, cellular component: mitochondrion. Gene Ontology annotation, molecular function: enoyl-CoA hydratase activity. The record is from RefSeq and is a predicted model, not a curated record. The transcript is spliced from 5 exons.